AUGGGUAGUCACUGGUUAUCCGAUUCCCUGCGUCACCAAACUGGCCACCUUCAUGUUGCAACACUUCAAGCCUCCCGUGGUCAACCUCAUCUCCCCGACGACAGAAUCUCGAUUCCGGUUGUGAUGGUGGAGGCGAUGGAUGACUCUGCCAUUGUAACAACCUCAUUGCCAACGUGCCUCUCCUCUAUAACGAUGUCGGAACGUUUCCAAAGCGCAUAUGGCGGUGAAACCAACUGGCCCAAAUCAGCCGCCUUCCUUCGAAACGUUCCUAACCCUCCCUCUCAUCUCCAAGUUACAUCGGUCCACCCAGCACAGCCCGAUAUCCUAGUCCUACAUGAUCUCUCGGUGUCGACCUCUCACAUCGAGUUCCUGCGUCUUUCCAUCAAUGAUCCUUCUGCGCAGUACCACAAGCUCAAGGGUUUGAUAUCUUCCUUUGAUUUCCCUUCACUCCAAAAUUUUCGCCUUCCUUUGCCGGCACUACGCCGUGUCCUUUCACAGUGCCUAGUCUCAAAACUCAGGCCUCAUUUGGCCUAUCAGCCAAUUACAGAGACUGACGCUGUUCACUUGGACCAUUUGAUCACAGCAAAGGUACACGAGUACUUCUCCUUUCCUUUUCAUUUUAACUCUACCUUGCUUUCGCUGCCUCUGUCACUCCAUGGUUUUGAUUUCCCCUCUAUCUCUCGCUUGAAUCGCGUAGCAGCCGUGAACGGCCUGCUUCGUGACCUUAACCAUCAUAUAGGAACAUUCCGAGAUAUGGCUCGUAUCACGCUCGUGGACUGGACAUGUCAACUGAACCAUUGUGUCUUUCCUCUUCACGGCGCGUCUCUCAACACCUCGUUCAUGCGGCAACAAAGUGGCCUGCCUUUCCAGUGGCGGCUUGCACAUGACACUAUGCGCCAAAACGGUUUGUCCAUCCGUAACACGGAUCUCUCUUUCCUUUUCUAUGGCGAUGUGUCUCUGCGUCACCUGAAUCGCACGUUACACACUCGUCUCAGUCUACCACCACAGUUUAUAACCAACUUGGCUAAUGCCGGACUGACUCACCUCUUUGACAUCGCAUCCUUCACCCUAGAUCCCGCAAAACAUGACGUUGUGCAACUACAACCUCAUCCCAAUGUCCACUUUCAAAAUGCUACCACUCGCGCUCAAGAACAGUGGUUACAAACCUCACAGUGGCUUUCCGAUUUAACGCUGAUGGAUCUGUGUCUGGACUUGGAGCCCCUUUGGUUCCUGGGUUUACCUCCAAGGUUGCGUAUGCAACAAGCACAAGAUCUCAUCAAUGCCUACUACGCUGUUUCCCCUCACGCGCCCUUUCCCACCUCCAUUCCUCCUGGGAUUUUCGCAUCUGACGCAUCUAUGCUUCCGGCUGCACCCUCUUUCCGACAUCAACGUUCAGUAACCUUCUCGUCAAUUUCUCAUUCCUCUGCCCUGGCCAUGAAUCUCGACUGCUUCCGUACUUCAGCGUGGGUUUAUCAUGGCGAGACGUACGGACUCAUAGCAUCAACAAUACAUCAAUACAAUUUACCAUCACCCCCUUCUCACCUACCCUCUUCUCCAACUCUCUAUACCGACCACCUCAACUCUUCUCGUAUUGUAUCUUCCGCUCUCCACCUCCCUCCUCUGCCUCAUCAAUGGUCAUCUCUUCCUGGUCAUCGGCUCGCAUCAGGUUCUCAGCAUUUACAAAUUCGGCCACCUCCCGCACCCUUACCUACUUUCUUUAUGGAUUCUUUUAUGCUUUACUCACCAAACGACGGCUACAUUGAAACAAGUAUAUCAUCAUAUCUGCCAUCUGUACUCACUUCCGCUGCUUAUUCUAGCCCAGACUUCCGCCCUGCCAUGACGAUGCUACUGCCGUUCCACGACCAACACACACCUCCCGAACAUCCCUAUUUGCGGGCCUCCUCGGCAUAUUCAGCCUUGGUACAGCUCUACGCGAGAUCAGAUCAGCUGGACACGACGUACGCACGAUUCCGACGCUUCGGAAACGUAUCCCCCAUGUGCAUCAGUGGAUGCGAUGCACUGGAAACCGUCCACCACGUCUUCGUCUCGUGCCCUGUGUAUCGCUCCUUCCGCCAACAUGCCACACAAACACUGAUUACUGAGACAUCCCGUAUCCUGGACUCUGCAGAAGUACCCUUGCUCAUUUGCAGGUCCUUUCUUCAGGUGGUCCGAUGUCUCUUUGAAGAUGGCCCCGUUUGGCCCCAAUCUCUAUCUCGCUUCUACCUUGGCCUAACGCCACCCUUGCCCGCACUUACUGGUUUGCCGGGAGCGAAGACAAGUCGUCUGUUGGUACGCAUCGCUCACACGUGGCACACGUCAUGCAUUCGUCUGGCUGGCAGGAUUUGGGCGGAAUAUAAGCGAAGGGUACGUCCGGCUCCAUCGAAAAAGAAUAAUAACGCCGUAGCCAUUGAUUUACCAUCCUUUUUAUCUCCUAUCUUAUCGUCCUGA
This is a messenger RNA of Desarmillaria tabescens, 2448 nucleotides long. RefSeq lists its product as uncharacterized. The record is from RefSeq and is a predicted model, not a curated record. The transcript is spliced from 3 exons. Lineage: Eukaryota; Fungi; Basidiomycota; Agaricomycetes; Agaricales; Physalacriaceae. Bases 1 to 2448 code for a protein of 815 amino acids.